UUAAUAAAGUGUAUCAUGAUGUCGCGGUCUGUGCGAGCAGAAACUCGGAGUCGUGCUAAAGAUGACAUUAAACGAGUUAUGCAAGUUGUGGAUAAAGUUCGGCACUGGGAAAAAAAAUGGGUGACGAUAGGAGAGACUACCAUGAAAAUUUACAAAUGGGUACCGAUAUCAACGCUUGAGUUGAAAAAAAAAGCAAAGUCCUUGGCUGAUAAAGAAAAUGGUUUGCCAAGAAAAAGUGGAAUGGACUCAUCAAACAACUCGAAUUUCGGACUCACCGAGGACUCCAACACAUGCUUUUCGACUGUAAGUGAUUCACAAGGAAUGACAGAUUUUUCAACACAUCUAGGGUUCUCGGAAGAUUCAAACUCGCAAAACAGCGAGCCAGCUCCAAAAGUACUCAAGACUGAUUGAUUACUCUACCACAUGAUAAUUAAUAUCCACCGGAAGGAUUAACCAUCCAAUGAUGCAUCAGCAUUAUCAUUGUUAUCAUUUCCACAAUCAUUAUUUCAUUUAUAUUAAAAUUUUUUUAUAAUAAAUAUUAUUUUAAUUUAA
Molecule: messenger RNA, 552 nt
Organism: Cotesia glomerata
Lineage: Eukaryota; Metazoa; Arthropoda; Insecta; Hymenoptera; Braconidae
Gene: BCL7-like
Product: B-cell CLL/lymphoma 7 protein family member A
Exons: 4
Coding region: 16-411 (131 amino acids)
Source: RefSeq, a predicted model, not a curated record